This is a messenger RNA of Oikopleura dioica, 201 nucleotides long. NCBI's taxonomy places the organism in Eukaryota, Metazoa, Chordata, Appendicularia, Copelata, Oikopleuridae. The record is from the annotation of a GenBank genome assembly.
AUGUACAUCAAAUGUCUAGAAAUGGUAAAGAUGAACGAAAGAGUGAGAGUCGCUUUCCCUGGGAUUGCGAAGCUUUGCAAUCUCGUUAUUGCGUCAAGAAUUCGCGAUCAACAAAAAAGCGAGUUUGAGAAUACGAUAGACGAGAUUGUAAAAGAAAAACAUGUUGGAAAAAUUGGUUUUCUUGGACACUUUUUGAAGUAG